Rattus norvegicus (Norway rat) is the source of this 4267-nucleotide messenger RNA. It is a transcript of the gene Slc10a2, whose product is annotated as solute carrier family 10 member 2. The record is from RefSeq and is marked provisional. Lineage: Eukaryota; Metazoa; Chordata; Mammalia; Rodentia; Muridae. Gene Ontology annotation, cellular component: apical plasma membrane; membrane; microvillus.
UUAAAAGUUUGGCGUGUUGAAAGUAAGCAUUACUCAGCUGGCAAUAGAGACAGAACCAGGGGACUGGUGCUUCUGUGGACUUGGCCAUUUGCACAGCACAAGCAGUGAUGGAUAACUCCUCCGUCUGUUCCCCAAAUGCAACUUUCUGCGAAGGUGAUUCCUGCCUAGUAACUGAAAGCAACUUCAAUGCCAUUCUCAGCACAGUGAUGAGCACCGUGCUCACCAUUCUUCUAGCCAUGGUGAUGUUUUCUAUGGGGUGCAAUGUGGAAAUCAACAAGUUCCUAGGACACAUAAAGCGGCCAUGGGGCAUCUUCGUGGGCUUCCUCUGUCAGUUUGGAAUCAUGCCUCUCACAGGAUUUAUCCUGUCUGUGGCCUCUGGCAUCCUUCCUGUGCAGGCUGUGGUGGUGCUAAUUAUGGGUUGCUGCCCUGGAGGAACUGGCUCCAAUAUCCUGGCCUAUUGGAUAGAUGGUGACAUGGACCUCAGUGUUAGCAUGACCACUUGCUCCACACUGCUUGCUCUUGGAAUGAUGCCCCUUUGCCUCUUCAUCUAUACCAAGAUGUGGGUUGACUCAGGAACGAUUGUGAUCCCCUACGAUAGCAUUGGCAUUUCUCUGGUUGCGCUUGUUAUUCCUGUUUCCAUUGGAAUGUUUGUAAAUCACAAAUGGCCCCAAAAAGCGAAGAUUAUACUUAAAAUUGGAUCCAUCGCAGGUGCAAUUCUCAUUGUGCUCAUAGCUGUGGUUGGAGGAAUACUGUACCAAAGUGCCUGGAUCAUUGAACCCAAACUAUGGAUUAUAGGAACAAUAUUUCCUAUAGCUGGCUACAGCCUUGGUUUCUUCCUGGCUAGACUAGCUGGUCAACCCUGGUACAGGUGCCGAACAGUUGCCUUGGAAACUGGAAUGCAGAACACUCAACUGUGUUCCACCAUUGUACAACUCUCCUUUAGCCCUGAGGAUCUCAACCUUGUGUUCACCUUCCCACUCAUCUAUACUGUUUUCCAGCUCGUCUUUGCAGCAAUAAUAUUAGGAAUGUAUGUCACAUACAAGAAAUGUCAUGGAAAAAAUGAUGCUGAGUUUCUAGAGAAAACAGACAAUGAUAUGGACCCCAUGCCAUCAUUCCAGGAGACAAACAAGGGAUUUCAACCAGAUGAGAAAUAGACACUAAGGAGGCAAAAGAAGAAAGCUUCUGGAACAACAUUCAUUAAACGAAAACUAAAAUUAUUUCUUUUGGUGGAAUAAUCAGCAGAAAAACAAAUUUAAAAGUUAAAUUCAAAUUUAAAUUAUUGGGGUUUUUUGUAUAAAGGGACUAGUGAUCCAUUCUUUUGUGUGACAAAGGGGUGUGUGUGUGUGUGUGUGUGUGUGUGUGUGUGUGUGUGCGCGCGCGCACGUGCAUGUGUGUUUACAGGAGUCAUUUUUCUGUAUCCAUGGUCAGAUUGGUCACAAGAUAUUCCUUGAUUCCAAAUUCACAGAAGCUUAAGCCUCUUUUAUAAAAAGGCAAAGUGUUUGUAUUAAUCUCCUAUAUACUUCAAAUCAAUAUUAUCUUACUAAAAUAUUUAACAUGAUGUAAAUGUUGUGUAAAUAGUUGUCCACUGUAUUGUUUAGAAAAUGAUUGUUUUAUGUUUAGUACAGAUAUCAUUUUUCAAUAUUUUGGCCAUAGUUAAAAUCAUAGAUGUCAAACAUCUUUGGGAGGCCAAAGACAUGUACAUAGAAUGUAUAGAUAGAUAGAUAGAUAGAUAGAUAGAUAGAUAGAUAGAUAGAUAGAUAGAUGAUAGACAGACAGAAGAUAGGCAGACAGAGAGAUAGCUGAUUAUCAUUAAUAUAUUAUCAGAAAACAUCUAUAGACCUAACUUGAUAUAGGUCAAACUUGAAACUUUGUCAUAUGUAAGCUGAAUUCAGAGUUAAAUACUUUGGUAUGUAAAAAUAUAGCAUAUUACUACUGUAAAAUGAUUUUUUCUUGAGUGCUUAUGAUUGUAAGAAGAUUGAUGUGAAUGAAUUUUAAUUAUGAAUUUUAAAUUUUUGCAACAUAUUUACUUGUGAUUUUGGACUAUACUCUGGCAAAUGUCUAUAUUUAUAUUUUAGAAAAGUAGCUUCAAAUGACAUUCUAGAAGUAGAAAUGAGAGAAAGCAUUACUAAUUAAUUCAAUAACAAAUUAGAAUUGGAUUAACUUAUCUUUUUUUUUUAUCCAUUCGCAUACCUCUAGGGUCCAUUGAUACUCAUUUUAUCUUUCCAGAAAUAGGGCUAAUUCAAUACAGUUUAAAUUUGACAAUAAUUUUUGGAACUCUGGAGAGGUUUAUUCAAAUAUGACCUGUAUGAAGCAGGUCCAAAUGGGCCAAUAUGAUAGCUAUUCAGCUCAUAGGAGGUGCCAUACCAGCCACCACGAGCAGGAAGAUGUCAGAAGUUACAAAGGAAAAAAGGUAUCAGUCUAGAAAAUGACAAUGGAGAGACAAAUAAUACAAUGACAAAUAAUACAAUGGAGAGACAAAGAAGCAUAAAGAAAAAGAAAAAGAUAAAAGAAAUAUUGCCAAAACUUAAUAUGGCAAAACUGAUGUGUGACAGGAAGUAGAUACAGGAAGAUUCAUAUCUGAAAGUGAGAUUUGAAGAAGAUGAGAAGUCUCCAGGCAGCAAAGCAGGAAAGUCACCCCUCAGAUGUCACAGAUAUACCUAUAAAUAUGCCUGUAUAUAUCCAUAAUGAUAGAAAACAAAUAAGAUUUGGUAAAAAUCAGCAAGAUUUUAUGACUGCCAUAGGGAAGGAAUUUGUCAAGUGCUGGGUCUUGAGACCCAACUUGGUUUACUUUUCUUCAUUUUGGAGCAGAUACAUGUUUUUAACUAGCCUUUAGUGGUUGGUCUUAUGGAAACUUUUGAUACCCCCAUAUUCUUGUGGAUUCCUUUAACUUAUAAUGUUCUGCCUUCAAAGAGUAUAUUACAUUUGAUUGAUCUGACUUUAGAUCACGAAGAAGGCUUCUGGUUGUAGACUUAAAAUGUUGCAAUAUAUUUAAUUGGAGAUAUUGUCACUGUCUGUACAGCAUGUUUGUUCCGACAGCAUGAGGGUCUGAGCUUGACUAUCAACACUCAUAUAAAAAUGCUAAGUAUGAUAAUGUGCAGCCGUAAUCCCAGUGCUAGAAAGGAGAAGCCAGGAGGAUUAGAUCCAGUCUAGCCAAUCAGUGGGCUCUAUGUUCAGUGAGAGACCAUGUUGGAAAUACUAAAAUGAACAGCUAUAAAGGGAGUUGCUUACAAUUGACCACAUAUACAUCACACACACACACACACACACACACACACACACACACACACACACACACACACACGGAGCAUCUUCUAUCACUAGACAAAAGAAGUAAGUUGAACUCAGAAUGUUUGCUUUUUUUGUGUGUAAGUCUAAUUUAUUUUUUUCUUAAAUUGAACUGAUUAUGGAAUGUGAAGGUUAAUUUCUUUUUUUUUUACUUUUUUUUAUUAACUUGAGUGUUUCUUAUUUACAUUUCGAGUGUUAUUCCCUUUCCUGGUUUCGGGGCCAACAUCCCCCUAAUCCCUCCACCUCCCCUUCUUUAUGGGUGUUCCCCUCCCCAUCCUCCCCCCAUUGCCGCCCUCCCCACAACAAUCACGUUCACUGGGGGUUCAGUCUUAGCAGGACCAAGGGCUUCCCCUUCCACUGGUGAUCUUACUAGAAUAUUCAUUGCUACCUAUGAGGUCAGAGUCCAGGGUCAGUCCAUGUAUAGUCCUUAGGUAGUGGCUUAGUCCCUGGAAGCUCUGGUUGCUUGGCAUUGUUGUUCAUAAGGGGUCUCGAGCUCUAUCAAGCUCUUCAGAACUCAGAAUGUUUUAAAGCACUGGGCAUUGACUGGGAUACAAGAGACUGGAUUUUCUUCUCAGUAAUGUCAAGAAAGUACCUCCAAGGAUACGAAAGGAAAUCUAGCUGUUAAAAUACCUUGUGCACUUUCCUCAUCAAGAAGAAAACAGACAGAUACACUAAAGACACCCUGUGAAUUUCUAUCAAGUUUUCAACAUACCCAAUGUGCCUGGAUGCCAGCAGCUGAUUCAGCUGGGUUUUCUUCCCUAAUGAUUAAAGAAUGUGAGUGACAUAGAUCUUUGUUUUCUUACCAGGUAGGGUGGCUUGUGUUUAUUUUUCCCCUAAUACUCUAGAAGGAAGAAAAAUAGUUAAGCUUUCUAAAAUGACAAAUCUCUAUUUUUAAAUGAUUUUGAAAAGCUGAUUAACUCAUGUAUAUUAUUGCCUCUGUUUCAUAUUAAAUGAAUAUUUAUAUUUUAAAGGAAUGAAUAAA